This is a messenger RNA of Vicia villosa (hairy vetch), 687 nucleotides long. RefSeq lists its product as uncharacterized. Lineage: Eukaryota; Viridiplantae; Streptophyta; Magnoliopsida; Fabales; Fabaceae. Bases 1 to 687 code for a protein of 228 amino acids. The record is from RefSeq and is a predicted model, not a curated record. The transcript is spliced from 6 exons.
AUGAGUCUCUCUGAGAUAAUAAUUCUGCAACAUGAAGCAACCUGUGUUACCGUUGCUACCCUCGAUAAGUUUGAUGCUGGACAAAUGGGAUGGUACUAUGAUGGCUGUGUGGAAUGCACAAGGAGUGUGACUGCCAAGGAUGGAAAGCUGAAGUGUUUUAAGGAGCAUAUUAGCCCAGAACCUGUGCCACAGUAUACUUUAUAUCCAUUUUCCAUUUCCAACCGAUAUAAGCUUGAUAUAACAGCUGUUGACGGCAGUUCGAAGGCAAAGUUCGUCUUUUGGGACACAGACUGCGUGAAGUUAAUUGGGAAGUCUGCUCUUCAAAUGAAAAUGGAUUUAACACAGUCUGGUGAUUACGAUCCACUUGAAUUCCCUUACGAACUUGACUCAAUAUUGAAAAAUGAAUUGGCAAUUAGAGUUGUGUAUCAGCCUAAAAAUGGACGACUUUCUGUCAUUGGCUUCAAAACUGAUGAAUAUACCUCAAAAAUUCAAGCACCAGAACCUCUUUCCCAGGAUGAUAUGAAAAGCAUUUCUGAACCUGUAUCUGCAUCUGCAGAAAAUGACCUGACCAUUGCAAAUUUAGGACUCACUCCAUGUAAGAGACUUAAAAAUGAUGCAGUAGAAGAUAAUGAUAGUGUACAACAAUCAUCAACCAAGAUGGCCAAAGAUAUUAAAAAGGAGAAAUAG